Molecule: messenger RNA, 551 nt
Organism: Aedes albopictus (Asian tiger mosquito)
Lineage: Eukaryota; Metazoa; Arthropoda; Insecta; Diptera; Culicidae
Exons: 1
Coding region: 100-450 (116 amino acids)
Source: RefSeq, a predicted model, not a curated record
GCAACAACUAGAGCUUCAGAUUUAAUUCAACUUCCAUCCGAAUAAAACCACACAGUGUUCGAGUUGCUUCUAGUCAAUCAACAAAAGUUUUGAAUCAAAAUGAAGUCGUUUGCCAUCGUUGCCCUAAUCGCUUGCCUGAUUGCUACCGUAAGUUGUGCUCCUCAGUUUGGCUUUCCGCCUGCCUCUGGAUCGGCCGCCAAUGCUGGUUCCCAGAGUUUCGGCAUGGGCAUGGGAGGACCCCAUGGUGGUGGAUUCAUGAGUGGAUCAGCUGCCCACGCAGGAGCCCAGAGCUUCAAUCAGGGUGGCCAUUUCGGAGGAAUGAGCGGAUCGGCUGCCAACGCUGGUUCCCAGAGUUUCUCCCAGGGUGGUGGAUUUGGUCACUUCGGAGGAGCCGGUAUGUCUGGAUCAGCUGCCAACGCCAAUGCUCAAGGAUUUGGAUUCGGUGGAUGAGUGCUGCAGAACUGAAUGUGAUAGAUAAGUCAACGAAUGUCUCGAAAAAUCGUUCAUAGUUUUGAGCGUUAAUGCCAAUAAAAGUAUUUUUACUAAAAAAA